Messenger RNA from Culex quinquefasciatus (southern house mosquito), 11181 nucleotides. RefSeq lists its product as uncharacterized. Gene Ontology annotation, cellular component: mitotic spindle. NCBI's taxonomy places the organism in Eukaryota, Metazoa, Arthropoda, Insecta, Diptera, Culicidae. Gene Ontology annotation, molecular function: protein binding. The record is from RefSeq and is a predicted model, not a curated record. Gene Ontology annotation, biological process: regulation of mitotic cell cycle; mitotic spindle organization.
UUCGUUCGUUUUGCUGCGUUCAGUCGCCUUCUUUCAUCGGAAUCUAUCGGUUGUGUCCGCGCAGGAGUAUUUCUUCGUACGGCGGAACGGACAUUCUUUUUAUCGGUCCCCCCGUGAGUGUCUGCGUGUGUGUGUGUGUGCGCGCUGCUGUCUGUGGGAUUCUUGUGCAGCUUUUUUGUGUGUUUUUUCAGCGUGUGAUAAAGGAAGAAACGUUUGGGAUAGGAGAAGAGUGGAACCCCGGGUUCCGGAACAUCCGGCUGGGAUUGUGGGUAUUGACGGCGGAAAAGGCAAGUUUGCUGCUGCUGAGAACGGGACGGGAAGCAGCGAAAAAAUCAAUCGCUUUUGUGUGCUGACUGGCGUCGUCGUCGUCGUCCCUUUUUUCCUCCUUGGGGAGAAGAGGAGCAGCGGGAUCCCCUUGCCCCGGGAAGUCACGGGUUGUUGGGGGAGGCAGCAGCACCAGAUAAUGGUGUGCGGUGGUUAUCAGAGGAAAGCGUUUUUGUUUGACGCAGCUUAAAAAGUUCUAGAUCUGCUGCUGAACAGGCUGUGCGAUUGUGAUUGUGUGUGCGAAAAAGCAGCUUGUGAGUUUGUGUUUGUGUGAAUUUCUGUGCUGUUUGGCCUCAGGUGUGCGGCGGCCUCUUUUGCAUACUCAGGUGGUUCUUGGCGAAGCCAAGUCAAGGAGAAGAGAGGAAAAUCCAAUUUAUGUAAGCCUAAAGCUCUGCUGAAGCAAGCCAAAUUUGAAGGUGAUUUGUGCAAAGUGAUCGAAUUUGGGAGUUAAAAACCAUCCGGAAGUGUGUGGUAGCGUGGCGCAGGUUCAACGUUCCGACUGGAGAGUCCAAUUAGACGAACGAAGGAGCAGCCAGCAACAGCAAGAAAGUACGGCCUAGCUGCUGCACCUGGAUAUUCCGCCGACUUCUCGUGGAAGAAGACUUGGAAUGCCAGCGAAAGAAGCAAGUGGAAAAGAAUCGUUCCCGGACCACACUUCACGAACACAGCUUCAACCACGGCGAACAGAAGCUAGAUCAACAAUCCAGUGACAACAGCUACAACUAGUUUGCUGAGAAGCAAAACCUGAUCCGCGACUCGUCCGAUUGACUCAAGCUCUGAUAGCAGUCCAGCUCGGAACGGCAUCUGCAACGGUUCGUCAGGUGUCAACCCCUCCUGAUCAGCGCCAUCUGUUGCGUAACGAGUCAAGCGCGCGCGCGCUCCCGCCCGGUUGACAAAUGGCCAACAUUUGGGAAAGGUGACAGCUCUUGUCCCCCUUUUUACGUUGUGUCCAGAGUCUGCAAGUGACUAAAAAUGGCAAUUUGAGGAAAAAAAAGUUUGUGCGAAUUUUAGUUCCGUUGCAAACCCUUAACAGGGAGAAUGGAUCAAUUAGCCAUAAUGGCGCCCCCAUGAGAAGCCAUUAGUGUGUGUGUGCGAUACUUGAAAUUCAAAUUUUCACCACCUCAAGCCACAAAACUUUGAGAAGAGGUCGAAGCGGUGUCCCGCGCGCGCAAAACAACACGCGAUAAAAAAGCCGGUGGAAUAAAUUAGCGGAAAAAAAUAUUAAUCCACUUUGAGCGUUUCGCUUUUUUUCUUUCCUCUCUGCAGUGGUGUAGGAGUGUGUGCGAGUUUAGCCUCUCCAGAGAAGCAAAAAAAAGUUUAAGCCUGUGUUAGUGUGCCAAUGUGAGCUCUCUCGGAGAGAGCGAGAGAGCGAGCGCGCGAAACGAAACGAGUGGUGAAUUUGGCGCACAAGAAAACCGUUGAGUGGUGGUGAAUAAGUUCGGCGGUAAGCCGGUUACACAGAGUUCAUCGCGAUGAAUCCGUACGGUGGAGGUGAACACAACGUCAUCCGGGCGCCAUCUCUGAAGCGCGGAAAGAACGACGAGGGACUUAACAAUCGGAUUAAGUUGAAAAAGAUUCUCGGCCUGACAGUAUGCAGCAACGCAGGCCUCGAUGUCUCGUCCACAACAGGUGUUCUGGCAUAUCCAGCCGGAUGCACCGUGGUGCUGUUCAACUCGAAAAAGCUCAGCCAGUCCUUCCUGCUCAACACGGCCAAGAAGGCCAUCACGGCGGUCGCGUACUCCCAGUGCGGUCGCUACCUGGCGACGGGCGAGUGCGGCCACAACCCGUCCAUCAAGGUGUGGGAGCUGGACGUGAACGGGAACUCCAGCUACGAGAAUGGCGCGGCCGGAAGCAUCGUGGCCGAGUUUUCCGGCCACAAGUACGCGGUCAGCUGUGUGGCGUUUUCCCCGACGGGGAAGUACCUGGUGUCGGUGGGCUCACAGCACGAUAACAUUGUGAACGUGUUCGAUUGGAAGGCGAAUCUGAAGAUUGCGUCGAACAAGGUGACGGCCAAGGUUGUGGCGGUGAGCUUCAGCGAGGGUGGGGAUUACUUUGUGACUGUUGGUAAUCGACAUGUCAAGUAUUGGUACCUGGAGGGCAGCCGGAAGUACAAGGAGCCAAUUCCGUUGAUGGGUCGGAGUGCGAUUCUGGGGGAGCUGAGGAACAAUGACUUUUGUGCGGUGGCUUGCGGGAAGGGCGAGAUGGCCGAGAGUACGUACGCCAUUACGAGGAACGGGCAUUUGGUGGAGUUCAACGCGCGGCGGCUGCUGGACAAGUGGGUCAUGUGCAGGACAAACGCGGCGAAUUGUAUGGUGACGAGUACAAAGUAUAUUUUGGUUGGAUGUGCGGAGGCCAUUGUUCGGGUGUUUAACGCCGAGACGCUGGAGUACAUUACGACGUUGCCACGGACGCACUUUUUGGGGGUGGAUGUGGCGCAGGGCGUGCACAUCAACCACAUGAUGUCGACGCCGCAGAAUGCCAAGUAUCCGGACACGAUCGCCAUCGUGUACGACGAGAACAGGUCGAAGGUGACGUGCGUUUACAACGACCACAGCUUGUACAUCUGGGACCUGCGAGAUAUCCGGCGGGUCGGGAAGAGCCACUCGUUCCUGUACCACUCGGCGUGUAUCUGGGGAGUGGAAACUGUGCCAUUUAGCUAUCUGAAGAACAACGUGUCGGACACGCUGCCGUCGGAUAGCUUCCUGACAUGCUCGUCGGAUGACACGAUCCGGGUGUGGGACAUUGACAACGGGGAGAGCAACGAAGUGUAUCGGAAGAACAUUUACAGUAAGGAGUUGAUGAAGGUGUUGUACAUCGAUGAGGAGUUGAAUCAUAUCAAGGAUAUGGACAAUCCGAUUCACAAUACGGAGAAGAACUCGAGCUACGAUGGACGGAAUGGGGUUCGGUGUAUCAAGAUAAACCCGGAGAAUAACCAGUUGGCGACGGGUGACCGAAGUGGAAAUAUACGGAUCUAUAAUCUCAGUAAUCUUAAGCUGAUAACGACGAUCGAAGCGCACGACUCGGAGGUGUUGUGCCUGGAGUACACGAACGAAAAGAUUGAACGAAAGCUGCUGGCCAGUGCGAGCCGAGAUCGGUUGAUCCACAUCUUCGACUGCGAGGCCGGCUACCGGAUCCUGCAGACGCUGGACGACCACUCGAGCAGUAUCACGUCGGUGCGGUUCAUCGGCACGGGCAAGCAGUUCCAGAUGGUGUCCUGUGGUGCCGACAAAUCCAUCAUCUUCCGCAACUUCCAGAACAAUGUCUUUCUGCGGGGCAACAACUGCUCCGGUAAAAAUACGCUUUACGAUAUGGAGGUAGAUAGUAACUAUAAGCACAUUCUGACCGCGUGCCAGGACCGGAACAUCCGCGUCUACAGCACGCAAAACGCCAAGCAUACGAAAACGUUCAAAGGGUCGCACUCGGACGAAGGCAGUCUGAUCAAGGUUAGUCUAGAUCUGAGCGGUAUCUACAUCGCGACUUCCUGCACGGACAAGACCCUGAGCGUGUACGAUUACUACUCGAACGAGUGCAUGGCACGAAUGUACGGCCACAGCGAGCUGGUGACCGGCCUCAAGUUCACCAACGACUGCAAGCAUCUGAUUUCGGCCAGCGGAGACGGUUGCGUGUUCGUUUGGCAAGUCCCCCAUGACAUGAUCGUAACGAUGCAAGCCCGCCUCUCCCAACAAGCACUCCGAUCCGGCCACCAACCAAUCUCUCGACCUCUCUCCAACCCAUUCGCCGAUGCCAUCCUGGAACAUCACCAACCCGGCCAGGAACAGUUUGGAUCGCCUCCAAACAACCUCUUCAUCGAAGAUGCCCCCGUCACUCCGGGCUACCGCUUCUCCGACGUCGGCCAAUUGCCCCAGUGGGCCAAACGAAAGCCAACGGAAGACCAGUCCAACUCGCCCGUUCUCGGCAGCAGCCCUAGUCAGAACCAACCCUUCGGUGGCCCACCCAAACCACGCGGUCGCUGGGGCCAAAAGGGUCAGUUUGACGAGGCCCUAGAUCUACGAAACAUCGUCGACAGCCCGCUCAACACGACCUACAGCAGCGAAAAAGCCGCGUUGCACCACGCCAACAACAACAACACCCCCACUUCCGGGUACAACAGCGGCAGUUCCAAGGACGUCUACAGCAACGCGUACCUUAGCGAGGACAGCUCGAUCGACAGCGGACGCGAAAACCGACGGGACGUCACCUUCCUUCACAAGAAAAUCUCCGAAACCAAGGCGCUGAACUCGCUCAACUCCGAGUCCAACACCGAGCACGACGGGGACGUGGAGGACAUUUCCGACGGCGAGCGGACCAGUUCCGAGCACGGAAUGGUGUACUACCCGACGGCGGCGCCGUCAACGCCAACAGAUUUCAAAAUCAACGAGAUUGACGUGAACGAGCUGCGCAAGUCGAUCCGGCGGCAAAAGCUCGAGAAGCAGGGCCUCAGCAUUGCGGUGCAGCUGCAGAUGCAGAGUGCGGCCUCGACGGGCACGGGAACGGGCACGUCGGACGACGAGGACGAGGGCUCAACGCCGAGCGGGGACAACGCGGACCGGUCGCUGGCGUCGACGCUGGGGGGAAGCUCGGAGAGCAUCCCGCAGCAGACGUCGUCGACGUUCCUGCAGGCGGCGCUCGACGGGCCGGCCAGUUUGAGCGACAAGGAGAGAGUCCAAAGCCGCAAAAGCCUCAGCGCAAUGCACAACAACAACGACGCCAAAAUCACCACCAGCAUCUCCAAAUCUUACGCCAACAACAAAAAGGAAGAGUUGAUGAAGGUCAUCAACGAGGCCAAAGCCAAGCUGGAAAAUGUUGGCUACCGUUCCGGUCUGCGCGCUAGUCAAAGUAUAUCCGAUCUAAGUCACUCGAUGAGCCCGGCUGGUGGCGCUACCGGCCUCGGUCGGAUGCAGCGGUUAGACUAUUCCUGUCCCUAUCGAAACUAUGCUCCGGCGAUGGUGGCGCCGCCACAGGGCGCGCCAAGCAGUCACAACUACUUGAACUGUGCUGCGCCGCGAUCGCGUCUUGUACAAAACUGUGCCAUGAUCAACCAGAUUCAGCAGGAACUUCCACCGUAUCCGAAGAAUCUGGGGAUUUAUGUGGUAAAGGCGGGUGAGGGGAGAGUGAUGAGGAAGAGGAGACUGGUUAGGCCUGAUAAGUUGGAACUGCCGGAACUGCCGCCGGUGCCGGCGGAUAAGCUGAGGAAGCAUCCGGGAAUUUUGAAGAAUUACAAGUCGUGUCCGGUUUCGCCGGUGCACGAGGAGCAAGAGUGGAGUAUGGUUUCGAGUCAGGAUCCGGAAGCAGGCCCGUCGAAUGAGGGUGGGAGGACGCAACGGCAACGGCAAGGUCGUCACUCGAUGUAUUACGAGGACGCGAAGACGAUCCUGGAUAUGAUCCACUCGGACACGGAGAAGAUGAUCAAGGAGAUUACGAGCAAGUACGGAGAUUUGGACGAGAUGGAAGCGAAUGUGCCGGAACGGCAACCGGCGAUUGAAACGGGGGAGCCGAAGCGAUUGGAAGUGGUAAACAAAACUCUGGAAGGCCUAAAGCAUACCGCCCGUAAGGAACGGCACGAGCACGGCUUCCUGUCGGAGGACGAUCCGAACUUUAGCUCCGACUCGCUAGAAGACUGUAGUUUAGACUUAGACGUAGGAAAGACUGAGCCCAGCAGGAGCAAACGCAAUACCUGUGCCAAACAUGGCGCCAAGCCGGUUGUGCCACCGCGCCCGGCCGCCAUUUCACUGCCAAAGCGGUCCGUUUCGGACUAUUUUAUGUACGACAGCUUCCAGCAGCCGGUGCCGUACCGAAACGUGUCCCUGUCGGACAUCCUGGACGACGACAAAAUGAGCGCGGACAAUCGAUUCCUGGAGACGCAGCGGCACUCUAGCGCGAGCUUCUUCCUAGGCCAGCAGUAUCCAGAUCGGAAAAGUCAGGAGAGCAUCCUGUCGGACGAUUACGGCAGCGGCGGAGUCAGCUUCUGCAACAGCAUGGAGAGUAUCCUGUCGGACGAUUCCGAGUGUAAGAGCGCUCCGCUGGAGGUGCUCUUUGGACGGUUCAAACGCGAUCGCAACUACAGUGCCAACUACGAGUACAAGGUCGAAGCGUGCAGCAACUCCAAGUCGUACGGAUCGAGUCCGAACGCUGGGAGUGGGUUCGACUACUACAUGCAGGGUAGCUACUUCAACGCGCCGGAAAGUUACGCGUACGACAACCUCGAACCCGCUCGACGAAUAGCCGAGUCUCGCUCACCCCAACACAAACGCCAAGGAGCUCCAGGAAUGCCAACCUCCAUCAGCUACCCGCGGUUCAUCUCCAGCUCCGCACUCGCAGCAGCCGCCGAAGAAGAGGAAGACUUUAUCCCGUCCCUAACCUCAAAAGCCGCCCAGUACGGCGGUGCCACCGUCAAGAGCCUCAGCAAAGACUUUGCCAACCAGCGCAAGCAGAUGAACUCGAACCCGAUGUACGCCUGCAACGACGGCAACGAACUGUUUGUCCGCAAGACGGUGAACGCGACCAAUCAAAUCACCCGGUCGGACAUCUUUGGAAACGAAGCGUCCGUGUACGUGAUGAAGAAGUCGUGCAGCUUUGAGAUCGAGAUGGGCGGUCGGAGAAUCGCGCGGAACUCGAAAAAGUUCGAGCAAAAUCUGCAGCGGUUCGAGCAGGAGCGGCAGCUCUCGGACCGGUAUCAAUUUGGUGGGACGCUGGAGAUGGACUACGUUCCGCACAAACCCCCGGUUGCCCACCGCAGGUCGGCCAGCAUGAAGGGACGGGGCAGGGCGCGAUCAAAAGAAAAGUUCAACACGAUCAUCGGCCAGAUGAGCGGCGUAGGAGAGGACGGCAAGCUGCGGGAUUUCGUCAACAAAGACUACAUGCCAAAAGACACCAGCACCGCCAGUUGUUCAAGAACGCACAAAAAAGACCCCAGCGAGGAAAAGUCCUUUGAAAUCUACGUCGCGGAAAAGGGAGUCUGCGAAGACGACAACAUGGACAGCCUGGAACUGCUCACCAAACCCGAUCUGCACAAAGAAAACUCGGUGGACUCGCUGGACGACACCCACCAAACCGACAUCCCAGUCAAAGGCUCCUCCCAACUGGAACACCUCAUCGACUUCAACCUGCUCUCCUCGGUCGAGUACAGCAAGUUCCUCGACAUCGAAAAGAAGAUCGACAUCAUCAACAAGCUGGUCGAGCUCGAAGAGCGCAAGCUCGAGCAGGAACGAGUCACCAAAGAACACCGCAUGCGCCCCUUCGAGUGCGACUCGCGCCAGAAAGGGUACGUCAAAAGUCUCACGGAGAACUUUGACAAGAUCGCCAAGGAGGCGCAGGAGGAGCUGGAAAACGAAAAGAACUGGCAUCUGGCGGUGCGAGCGAAGAUGAAGCGCAACUUUAGCCUGCCGGAUGUGCUCGAGGGGGCCAAGUUUCAGUCGAUGGAUUUCAGGGACGAAGACUACGGGGAUGAUGAGGACGACGAGGACGACGACGAUCUGUACAAGCAAAAGGACGAGGAGGAACUGUCCGAGAAGGACGAACACUCGCUGGGUGGAGGCGGAGGCGGAGGAGGUGAAGGCGGUAAUCCCCGAAGCUUAAUCUCUGCGCAAGAUAGUGAUGAGUCAUCGAUUAGACGUGCUUGCUCGCUUAGUGAUUUGAGUAUGGGAAAAGCUGCUAAUUACAAACCAGUCCCCAGCAGCCGCAGCACGGUCCAGCGGACUGUCCCCAAGCGCAGCACGUCCUCGGUGGGCAAGGGUGGCGCAUCACUGUCCUCCGGCAUGGGACUCCGCAGCGUGUCGGUGGGCAUGUUGAACCAGGCGAGUGACUCCGAACCGGAGCCUCCGUCUUCGCGGGGCGGACUCAUGAAGCCAACCAUCAGCUCCCAGAACAAGGUGAACGGUUCAACGCCCGUCGGCAACGGUGGCGGCAGCGGCGGCAAGUACAUCAACCCCCGUUCUGCGGCCGGCAUCAUCAGCCGACGGAAGGGUCUCCAGAGUGCGUACAGCAGUGUGAACAUCUCCUCCGCCGGCCAGGACGAGUCCAGCUCGGAGGAGUCGCCGACGAGCACGGUCAGUCCGGCGCCGACCAAGCCGGCGGUUCCACCGCGGCCCCGAAGCAUUGCGAUGGAGCACAAACGGAUAGCGAACGUGAAUGCCACCCUGAACGCAAAGAAGGCGGUGCCCAGCACCAACAUGGAGAUGGAAACGAUGAUCAAGGACGGCGACCUGGACAAUGCGGACUUGACCAACCAGCUCUGCUCCAACAUUAUCAACCAGCUGGUGCAGACGACAACGUCGGUGAUUCAGCUGCACCAGCGGCUCAAGUCGAACGACGAGUCCGGCGGCGGCAGCGGCCGGAACAACUCGCUCAUGAUCAAGGAGCUGGAGAAUGCGGUCAUCAUGACGCAGAACAUGCUGACCAAGGUUACCAACAGAAACCUCGGCGGCGACCUCAACAACAGCACCAGCAUGUACGAAAAGUGCAACGACAUCCUGAACCAGGUGCAGAAACACGUGAACAACAGCGGCUGAUCGUAGAGAUGAACGCGAGAAUCGGUUUUUCUUUUCUUUUUUAGGUUAGGUCAAAACGGGGUGUGUAUGUGUGCGUGUUGAUGUAGUGUGUAUGUGUUUCAUUGUCGUUGUGUGUGCGCCUUGAAGGAUUUUUUUGGAAUUGUAACUAUAAGAAGAAAUUGUAAUAAAAAUGUGCUUAAAGAGGAAUUUUGAUGGAGUGUGUGCGAGCGCGCUGGAAUUGUAAAAUGCUAGAAGGAAAAGAAAAAUAACAAAAAGUUUCGUCCAAUUUAGUUGUUAGUGUGUUAAUUUUACGCGGCAGUGUUUUUUAAGUGUAGUGGAGCAGUAAAUUGAAGAAGAAGAAAAAAAACGUUACGUUAGAUAUCAUCCUGUUGGAGGUUUCGGAUUAAGGGUAAAAAACGCCAUAUCUAGAUUUGUUAGUUGCACUUAAAGUACGACUUUCUUCACACGGUCCCGUUAUUCGUCUCGGUUAUGUUAGUCAGAGCAAGAGUAUGAGAGAUAGAGAAGGAGAGUUAGAUGAAUCGUUUUAGCGCUUUCAGCUUGUUUUAAAUUAAAUUAUUAACGAUUUGUAUUUUUUAGGGAUGGAGAAGUAUUUUUUGUUUUACUGUUUAAAAGGUAGUUGCGGAGGGAAGAAGCGGAUGCAAAUACCUAGAGAUGAUCAAGAUUGUUCUAGGGAGAAUUGGCAAUUUCAUGCCAAGAAGCCAUUGCAAAUUUUGGCAUCAAAUUUCGGCGUUUCGUCCCUCCAGAAAAGUUAACGAAAUUAAUGUUAAUAUCACUAGCUGUACAGUAGAUUCUAAUUUUCCGUAAACAUUAACUUGUUUAACAACAAAACCAUUAUUCUAGCUCUUUGGAUGGUAACAACACAUGAAAUAACCACUUAAUUACAAUUAAAUCAUAUUGAUUUAUCCUACUAAACGUAAGCAAAGUUUUUGGAGAGAACGAGAGAAAGGCGAAACUUUCCAAUACUCAGUAAUUCCUCCCCCUAAAGUAAAAUCAGAUUAAACAAAUAUCUCUUCCCCCCUCUUCGUGCGUGUGUGUCCGCAGAAUGUGAUUCUGAACCCGAAACGAUGCCAACAAUUUAUAUCAUUCGAAUACAACAGAGCUAAGCCUAUCUCUAUUUAAACGAGGAAUUAAAGAAAUCUUAAUCGUAUUGGACGAAUAAUUCUAAAACGCUACAAACCUCAAAAGUCAAUACACACUUACACAUACAAAAGAGAAGAAAUGAUAAAAAGUUCAACAUGAGAAAGUGAUUUCAACAACUUUGCAACUUUCCAAAAACUUUCACACAAUUCACACCUCAUCGCAGUAACCUCGUCGAAAGUUAAUAAACAAACACUAAAAAUAUUCAUGCAACUAACUAAAAUGCAACAACAUUAAACAAAACACAACACACACAACAAUCGAAGGCUAUUAACUUUUAGACUAGUAGCAACAAAAAAAAACGUUUACCUAUAGCUUUUUACUAUUUAAGCUUGAUUUAAUUCUAAACAAUAUCCAUUUGACUAAGCCAGCAACAGCAGCAGCAGAAGACGACGAAACUGAGAAUUGAAGUGAGGUUAAACAAAAACAGCGCUUAUGAGAAAAUAAAAAACAAAUCAAAGGGACUUGAUAAACACAUGAAAUGAGUAGUGAAACAGAGGAACCUCCCCCCAAAAAAUAAAAAAAGCACUUACAAAUAACCAAAUAAAGUAAACUGACAAACUAAAAGCAAACAACAACACAGCAAGCGCUGAUGGUUCACUACUCGCAACAGUGUUAGUGAGAAAGACUUAAAAGUGAAAGGUUUGAGGGCGCGUAACACUUUGAAAAUUGUGGAAAUGAAGAAGAAAAUAUAUUUAAAAAAAAGUCAAAUAUUUUAAAAAACAAAAAAAACCAUAACCCACACUCUUAGUUUGAUUUGCUUUGCCCCUGUUCUGCUUCGAAAUCGACUAACUCUGCUUUUCUCCCCGUUAAUCUUUGGUAAAGUCUCUGCCCUCAAAGCUGGAGCGAAUGCUUUGGGACGUGGCAGACGAUGGUGCGGUGCUUGUAAUUCUCUAACCCUGUUGGCGUAUUCCUUCUUUAGAUGGUUGUUUUAUAAGGAAGUGCAAUUCGAAUUGGAAAUAUUUAACCCCCCUUCCCCUCGAGGUGAAAGCAGGUGAGUAGCGAGUAAAGUAAUAUCACAGGGGCUGCGCGUACUAAUUCUUCUGCAUUAACGAAGGCUUGGUAACUUGCGGGGAGCUGUUGUAAAAAAAAAUGAUGGUAAAAAAAAUCGUUAAACGAAAGAAUGAGUAUGUAAAUAAAUGUGAAUAUUUGAUGUGAGACGUUUAAAUGUGUAAAUAAGAUCCGAAUAAAAAGAUCAGCCGUUGUUGUUCAA